Messenger RNA from Miscanthus lutarioriparius, 1890 nucleotides. The record is from the annotation of a GenBank genome assembly. Lineage: Eukaryota; Viridiplantae; Streptophyta; Magnoliopsida; Poales; Poaceae.
AUGUCCCUCCCCGGCGGCAACGGCGAGCCCCCUCCCCCUCCAUCGCCGUUCCCCUCACUCAUCAAGCUCGGCCGCGCGGUCACCGCGAGACACGUCGACCGCCUCCUGACAGUGCUCCUCCGCCGCCGCAGGCACCGCCUCCUCGCCGCGCUCGCCUCCCAGGUGCUUGCCAACGCCAUCGCCCCUACUCUGCGCACGCACCUCCUUGCUGCCUCCGCCCUGCUCGACUCCGCGCGGCCGCGUGACGCCGCACAGCGCCUCGCGCUUGCCUCCCGCACCGCCAGUCGCCGCCUCUGGGAUGCACUGCUCCGCCGGGCCUGCGCCGGGGGCGGCGACCCGUGCCACGCACUGGAGCUACUCUCCGCUGCCAUCGAAGACCACGGCAUGGUGCUGUCGCCUUCCACGUACCGCGAGAUGGUGGUGUUGCUGUGUGCCCACGGGGAUGUGGAUUGCGCGCUUAGGGUGUUCGACUUAAUGACCAGGAGGGGGUGUCAGGUAGAGGAUCGCGUUUGCAGCUCGAUCGUUUCUAGGUUAUCCAGAACUGGGAAGGCCGGAGCAGGGCUGGAUUUCUAUGAGAAGGUGAAGAGUCAGUUCAGUGGAUUUGAUCUGGGCCUUGUGACACUGACAUUAGUUAUCCAUGCUCUUGGGUUGGAGGGGAGAACUGGUGAGAUGGCGGAGCUUAUGCAGGAGAUGGAGUGUAAAGGCAUGAAUGCUGAUGCUGUGUUUUAUGGCAGCAUGGUUCAUGGAUACAUGAGUCGUGGGUUCUUGAUGGAAGGUCUUCGGGAGCAUCGAUCCAUGCUAGAGAAGGGAAUCGAAGCUGAUGUGACUAACUAUACUACUGUUAUUGAUGGACUCUGCAGAGAAGGUAGUGUGGAGAAAGUAAUGGGGUUCUUGGAUGAGAUGGAGCGAGUGGAUGCUAAGCCAAAUUUGAUUACUUAUACAUCACUGGUUGGUGGCUUCUGUAAGAGAGACAGGUUGGAAGAUGCUUUCUCUAUCGUGAGGAUACUGGAACAAACAGGCGUGGUGGUGGACGAGUAUGUGUAUUCGAUUUUGAUUGACAGUUUGUGCAAAAUGGAAGAUUUAGACAGGGCUUUCUCGUUGCUCACGGAGAUGGAGAAUAAGGGAAUAAAGGCUAGCAUCAUAACAUACAACGCGAUAAUAAAUGGUCUGUGUAAAGCUGGUCACACUGAAAAGGCUCUUGAAAUUUCUGAAGGUGUUGCUGCUGAUAAUUUUACAUAUAGCACACUGUUACAUGGUUACAUCAAAAGAGGUGACAUAACCGGUGUUAUGGCAAUAAAGGAUAGGCUUGAAGGUAGUGGUAUUUCUAUGGAUGUUGUCACAUGCAAUGUUCUUAUCAAAGCAUCGUUUAUGAUUAACAAGGUGAAUGAUGCCUGGAGCUUGUUUCAUAAAAUGCCUGAGAUGGGCUUAAGACCUAAUACUAUCACCUACCAUACAAUCAUAGACAAACUGUGUAAAGCUGAGGAAGUUGACAAGGCACUAGAGUUGUUUGAUGAAUACAGGAAAGAUUCAGGAUUCUCCACUGCAGUUGUUCAUGAGUGUCUGACUAAAGCACUGUGUAAUGGAGGAAAAGUUGACAUGGCUGACCAAAUAUUUUAUGAUCUUGUUCAGAAAAAAAUAAGGCCCAAUUUCUUUAACUGCAGGAAGUUGAUUCAUGCACACUUCAAAGGACACGGUGAACAUGGUGUGCUGGAUUUCAUUUGUAAGGUUGGUGAAUUAAAUAUUGACUUAUUUUCAUCUGUUUGUAAUUAUGCUUAUGCUUUCUUAAGCAACAAAAAUUGUUGGCAAGCAGCAAUGGAUGCUUACAAGUUACUCAGAAUACAAGCCAUUGCUGUGACUAGAUCCGUUGCGUUAGCACGGGCAUUAUACUAG